Messenger RNA from Alosa alosa (allis shad), 2834 nucleotides. It is a transcript of the gene rad23ab, whose product is annotated as RAD23 homolog A, nucleotide excision repair protein b. Gene Ontology annotation, molecular function: proteasome binding; polyubiquitin modification-dependent protein binding; ubiquitin binding. Lineage: Eukaryota; Metazoa; Chordata; Actinopteri; Clupeiformes; Clupeidae. Gene Ontology annotation, biological process: nucleotide-excision repair; proteasome-mediated ubiquitin-dependent protein catabolic process. The transcript has 10 exons. Gene Ontology annotation, cellular component: nucleoplasm; cytosol. Bases 158 to 1603 code for a protein of 481 amino acids. The record is from RefSeq and is a predicted model, not a curated record.
GUGUCUUGUCCUCGGCAGCAAGUAGAUGGCGUCUGACCAUAAUAUUAUCUUCCAGUGAGAUAGCUGAGUCACAUCUAAGUGUUGUGGUAACGGUAAUAGGAAAUUCAUCGUACACGCGCGUCUGGUCGAGCUUCUGCGAGCUGGGAUCUCAUCGAAAAUGUUGACAAUAACUCUGAAGACUUUACAGCAGCAAACAUUUAAGAUAGAAAUAGAUCCAGAACUAACGGUGAGAGCAUUAAAGGCAAAGAUAGAGGAAGAGAGGGGUAAAGAUGCCUAUCCAGCCACAGGCCAAAAACUCAUAUAUGCAGGCAAAAUCCUGAAUGAUGACAUCCCUUUAAAGGAUUACAAGAUGGAUGAGAAGAAUUUUGUUGUGGUCAUGGUGGCAAAGCCGAAAUCAACACUGCCACCUGUCCAAGCUAGUCCAGGCUCAAUUCCGACUCCUGUUCCGGGAGCAGCUCCCCUCACGGACGUUGUCCCUCCUACCCCCGUCUCUGCACCUGUGGCUACUCCUACUCCUGCCCCUGUCCCUGCUCCAGUCGUAGGUCAAGCUCCUGUGCCCUUGCCCUCCCCUGUUCCACAUCCAGUCCCAUCACAAGAGACUCAAAGUACAGCUGAUCAGGCUGUCUCUGGACCCAGGGCUGCCAGCACAGGCUCAGCAACACCAGCAAGCGCCACCGCAGUUUCUGCUCCGCCUCUUGAAGGCAGACCCCAGGAAGUUCACCAGGAUCCACCAGCAGUCACAAACCCACCUGUUCUCUCAGCCUCCAGCCUUGUUGAUGAAUUGGGCCUUUUAGAAGAGGCAGCAUCAAUUUUAGUUACAGGGCAAGCUUACGAGAACCUGGUAACUGAAAUCAUGUCCAUGGGAUAUCCAAGAGAGCAAGUGAUUGCUGCUCUUCGAGCAAGUUAUAACAAUCCAGACCGGGCAGUCGAAUACCUGCUCAUGGGUAUUCCGGCAGAGCCUGAGCAGCCCCUAAGCCAGGAAAUUACACGAUCUGUUGCUGCUGCAGCCAACCCCACAGCAGCCAACCCAGCUGCAGCCAACCCUGCUGCAGCCAACCCCGUUGCAGCCAACCCCACAGCAGCCAACCCCGCUGCAACCAAUCCCACUGCAGCCAACCCCACUGCAGCUAACCCCAUUGCAACCAAUCCCACUGCCCCACCUGUAGAGAGACCCCAACCUCCUCCUACUUCAGUAGGAGCAGCGACUCCAUCUCAGUCGCCAUCCUCUGGUAAUCCUCUGGAGUUUCUAAGGAAUCAACCACAGUUCCAGCAGAUGAGACAGAUCAUUCAGCAGAACCCAGCCCUUCUACCUGCUUUACUCCAGCAGUUGGGCAGAGACAACCCACAGUUGCUCCAGCAAAUCACCCAGCACCAGGAGCAGUUUGUACAGAUGUUAAACGAGCCUCACGGUGAAGCUGCAGAAGCACAUGGGGCGCCACAAACAAACUACAUACAAGUCACCCCACAGGAGAAAGAGGCAAUUGAGAGGUUAAAAGCUUUGGGAUUUCCAGAAGGACUGGUCAUUCAAGCUUACUUUGCAUGUGAGAAAAAUGAGAAUCUUGCUGCCAAUUUCCUUCUUCAGCAAAACUUUGAUGAUGAGUGAUGAAGUGUUUUGUUUUUUUUUGCAGUUUAUGAUGGAGUGAUUUUUUUUUGCAGUUUACAAUGGUGAUAGUUUGGGAGACGGCCACAAGAAAAAUAAUAGAUUUACUGUAUUUUGUGUGUGUGUGUGUGUUUGUGUUUGUGGGUGUGUACAGUAUGAAAGAGAGUGCAAGGGUUAAUAUGUGUGGCAAUGUUUGUAAGGGGCAAGGCCAGUGGUAUUUGGUCUUCUAGAGAGUUUCUGUUUGGAAAAAGCCAUGGUGUGAAAAUAUUAAUAGCAAGAGCCACUCCCUUUUUAUUGAACCAUAUCACCUCAACUGUGAAUUUUUCACUGCUGCUAUUGCUGCUGUUUGUAUUUUGUGUGUUUGUAAUUGAGGUGACAAUUAUUUUAUUUCUGCCAACGUGCACACACAACCUAAUUUAUUUCAGUUCAUUUUGCUUCUCUAUCAUGAACCAUAUUAAGUCUAUAUCAAACGAAAAUAAUUAAGAGUGUCCUUUUGCUGACGUGUCCUGGAAUUCACGGAUCUGUAAUGUAGCCUACCGUUGCGAAUAAGAAUUCGGCCCAAUGACCGUAACAGUCAGAAUGCAAGACAAAGCCAAGUCAACAAAUUUGAGAAAACAUGGUCUAAAAAAGUUCUCAAAAGUGCUAUAUUUUUAAUGUUAUAUUGAAGAUGAUACAGUUGUCACCAUAGCAAAACCUUUAAAAAGAUAAAGUAAGGAAUUAUGUCUCAUUUGGAAAAUAAUGGUCUUGUAGAAAAAGAAAGUCAACUCAGUGGAAGGUCCGUUCAAACUAAAUUAUUGUUGCAUUGUUGUUAAGAUAGGCUAUAAUUGGAAGGCCAAUAUUUAUAAUCCUCCUUUUUCCUCACAGUGUUGCUUAGCUUACAGAAACAUGACUCUUUGUUGAUUUUUGUUCCAUUCAAGGCCUAGGCCAAAAAAAUGAGAGAGAGAACAUUUUUUAUAAAUGUUGGCACUUUAUGGCAAAGAAUGUUGCUAGAAGAAUCUAUACAGCUGCAUGACUUUAACAUAGCCCAGGGGUCAAACAUUUUGUCACGGUCUGGUUACAGUGUUUUACCUGUAGCUUUAUUAUUACUGUCCUUGUUAUUAUGGCGAGAAGACGGUUAUAGCCUGUAUAAAAUGAUAUGCCUUAACACUAAAGGUUGAGGGCUGGAUGUAUGGUACAUGGGUUAUUAUUUCAGCAUAAUGUUAAAUAAAUAGCUUUUACAAAGCUUUAAAAAUGA